Messenger RNA from Arabis nemorensis, 1317 nucleotides. NCBI's taxonomy places the organism in Eukaryota, Viridiplantae, Streptophyta, Magnoliopsida, Brassicales, Brassicaceae. The record is from the annotation of a GenBank genome assembly.
AUGGCAGCUUCUGGUUAUCCAUUGAUCCUACUCUUCUUCUUAUGUUUACAUGUUCUUCACCGAGCAAAGUGUCAACCGUUCAUCGGAGUAAACUACGGCCUCGUGGCCGACAAUCUCCCGCCUCCGGCAGCGUCUGCAAAGCUUCUCCAAUCCACAACUAUCCAGAAAGUCCGUCUCUACGGAUCCGACCCGGCUGUAAUCAAGGCCCUAGCGAACACCGGGAUCGAGAUCGUGAUCGGAGCAUCAAACGGCGACGUACCCGGUUUAGCAUCCGACCCGAAUAUUGCCCGGGCCUGGGUCGAAACCAACGUGGUCCCUUAUUACCCGGCCAGCAAGAUCAUUCUCAUUGCGGUGGGCAACGAGCUCACAACAAUUACCGACCGUAACCUCAUGUCGCAGCUCUUGCCGGCGAUGCGAAAUGUCCAAACUGCCCUCGAGGCGGCGUCUCUUGGUGGCGGAAAAAUCAAGGUCACGACGGUACACGUAAUGUCGGUUCUAGGCCGGUCAGAACCUCCCUCGGCCGGGGCAUUCAACCCCGACCAUGCUGAUAUAUUGAAAGGGGUGUUAGAGUUUAACAGUGAGACCGGGUCGCCUUUCGCGAUUAACCCGUACCCGUUUUUCGCUUACCAAGAUGACCCGAGACCCGAUACGUUGGCCUUUUGCUUGUUUCAGCCCAAUCCGGGUCGACCCGACCCUAACACCAACAUCAAGUAUAUGAACAUGUUCGAUGCUCAGGUUGAUGCCGUGCAUUCAGCUUUAAGCGCCAUGGGGUUCAAGGACGUAGAGAUAGUAGUAGCUGAGACUGGGUGGCCGUACAAAGGUGACCCGACCGAGGCAGGCGCAACCAUUGAGAACGCGCAAGCUUACAAUAAAAAUCUCAUCGCUCAUUUGAAAUCCAUGGUCGGGACGCCGCUGAUGCCCGGGAAAGUGAUCGACACAUACUUAUUCGCAUUGUACGACGAAAAUCUCAAGCCCGGGAAAGCGUCCGAACGAGCCUUCGGGUUGUUCAGACCUGAUCUAACCAUGACUUACGAUAUCGGACUGACCAGGACUACCAAUAACCAAACUUCAAUGGCUCCACAAUCCCCAAGGACACGUCUCCCACCAGCCGCGGCUCCGACGAGACAAACCUUUCCUGCUCCGCCGCAGAUGAUUCUCCCUUCGCCGGUUUCUCCUUCCGACAAAAAUUCUGGACAAACCGACGUUCACAAUUCUACUCCGCGAUCUGCCUCUCUAGCUCACAUAUGCCGUUCUCUAUCUAUUUCAUCGUCCAUGUUGUUUGCCUCUGUUUUGUAUGCAACGAUCGUAUGCUUGUGA